Molecule: messenger RNA, 1917 nt
Organism: Cadophora gregata
Lineage: Eukaryota; Fungi; Ascomycota; Leotiomycetes; Helotiales; Ploettnerulaceae
Exons: 2
Coding region: 1-1917 (638 amino acids)
Source: RefSeq, a predicted model, not a curated record
AUGGCCGAACAAAUGGGUACCCCUGGGUCCACGGCAGACCUCUCCGUCAAUGGCAGCAAGACAGGAGCCCCAAAGGACAAGUCCUGUCCCUUUUGUCACCAGCAAUUCACAUCCUCCUCCCUGGGACGCCAUCUCGAUCUUUACAUAAAGGAGAAGAACCCCAAGCCGGCAGAUGGGGUUCAUGAUGUAGACGAGAUCAAGAAGCUGAGAGGAGGGAUCACAAGGAGACAGCCGAGGAAUUCAACGUCAAGGAGAGAGGAUUCUACACCUGCGGGUACACCUGUUGCUCAGGAUAGGAGGAGUCCACGCCCCGAGUCUGACGGUCAGGGGAAUCGAUCACCAAGCUUAAGGAGAGAUGAAGGUGCUGGAGACAUGGUCAAUUUCAAGGGGAAGCCAAGUUUCUUCAUAAAUAAGGGCACAUGGGAGAACACAGGUGUCAUGAACAAUAUUCCGCCGCCUAGGACCAGCGAUUCGAGGAGUUGGGAUGGCGACGAACGGGAUGCAAACAGGAGGCUAGAACCGAGAAGCAGAUCUGUUAGCAAGCAGAUGUUGGCAAAGACCACCUUCGAGCAGAAGCAGAAGAUGCUAGAUGCCCUGGAUAAUGCUAAAGCUGCUGAAUUGGCAUUAAGGGAGCUUAUGGGGUCAAUCCGAGCUGCGAAACAACGUAUUGAUGGCCCUUCAAUAUUUGACUACGAUCCAUUGACCCUGGACUUCCCAGCUCUAACGCUCCGCUGCCUCCCACCACCUCCUACGCUGUUCCAAUCAACCCCUAUUCCCUCCGCCACCUCUUGGUCGAUUUUACCCCCAGACGAAACUCAAUACCACGCCUUAGUCGAGCACUUCUCCUCUGCCUUUCACAGCUGGCAUGUCUCAGUCGCAAUAGCAAAUACCGCCCCAACAGAAGACCUCUCCUAUCCACCCCCAGAAAUGUUUGCAGGGCACGAGGACCCAACCGAAAUAGCCCAACGAGCAGAAGCUGCAGCCUCGGAACUCGAAGCCAAAGUCUCACAACACCUACACAAUGUAUUCACACACUGGAACUCUCUGCCCCAAGCGAAGCGUAGUGAGAUAUGGACUUUGGAGUUAGCAAGAGGCCUGGGCCGCAAGUCAGAAGAGAUAGACACUCUGAAGAAGGAGCGGGAUUUCCACAAGCAAGAAACGGCACACUUGAAGCAACAGGUCGACGAGUUGAGCCGGUUACAACAUCCCAGGGAGUUCAAACUUCAACCUCCUAGCACGAUCCCAUUCGAACAGCCGCUGAUGCGCGUGCUGGGUGAUCAGGGACUACACACGUUGAGCAAAGGCUUCGAAUUGACGGAUAGGCAUGUCCAUCUAGAUGUGCUUGUUGAGCGAGUCAUUGGCCGCUGGAAAGGCAUUGUAAGGGAAGCCAGGGGCAAUGGUAUUGGUAACGGAUUAUCAGCGCAGCGGAGUCUUAGUGGAGGAUCCUCGCAUUCAGCGAGCCUGCCUCCUCAGCCUCCAGUCCAGCAACAACAGCAACAACAGACUCCGACACAAAACCAAAACCAAAACCAAAAUCACUCUCAACCCCAAGUUCAAACACAAUCCCAGCCUCAGCCACCACUCCAAGUCCAAACCCAGCAGUCACAACCAACGCCCACGAUAACAACACCACAACCAACACCAACCAUAGCAAUGGACUCCUCGAACCUGAUCUCGCCCUCCAACAACGACAUGGACGGCAUGGGCAGCGAUGCUGACGCCGAUGCCGACGCAGAUAUGGAGGACGACGAGAGCUAUGUAGAUAUGAACAUGAGCACGGCCGACUCGGUGUCUCAGCCGUCUGGCUCGGCGGGCUUUAGACUGAGCAGUAAUGGGAAUGGAGAUCGCGGGAUGAGUACGGGUAUGGAGGGGUUGGAGAACUCUGUCGUGCAGGGAUACGUGAGGAUUGGUGCUUGA